AUGUUAGCUCUUCGUAAGCUGCUGUUUGGAACGGGAAACUACACCUUCAACAUCGAGUGGAAGAGAACCAGGUUCACCUUCAGAGACGUCAAGUCCAACUUUCCCUACGGACUCUUCAUGGAGAAGCUUGGUUCCAGGGGCAUGACCAUCCAUGGUUCCAGAGGCAUGACCAUGUGUGUUCAGGCCUACAUACUCAAACAUCUACUCUACAAGGAUGACUGUCUUUUGGAGGAGAAGGGAAAUUCAAGCAACCUGUUGGUGGAGAGAUUCAACAUUGGGUUUUUCGAGGACCAGCGUGAGGAUGCAUUAAUACACGCGCUGGCAGACAUCCUGUGGAAGGCAGGCGAGGGAAAGUACGCGGCAGUCACGAUCGUCGGCGAGAAAAUGUGCAUCUCGCCUUCCCCUGAGCUGAGAUUUGACAACUACACUGAGAAGAUACUUAUAUACGAGUUUACUGACUUUGAAGCCCUCUUGAAGUUUCUAAGGAGGAAUCUGGACCAGUUCCAGGGAGACUUCUCUCCAGGCGGUAUCCUGAUGGUCUACAGUGCAAUGUUAUCAAGGACUUUCCCCAAGCUUGUAGCAGACAUGGAUGAACACAAAACUCCAACCAUUCUGACAGCAGCGGAGGCCUGCACCACAGCCCUGAUCAACCUGUUCCUGACAGGCCGUGCCGUGUCGUAUUUGUUCAACGGGAAAGUCGUGUACGACAAGAAGAAAAAACCUUUGCCCUACCCUCUACUUGGACAGAAGGAGAGAGCAGAACUGGGAUUUCUUUUCUGGGACAAGACAGAGUUCGAGGUGCAAGACAGAACUGAGGUUGGAAGCAUGCUGAAGACACCCAAACUGCCCAUCUGGCUGACGAGUGUGAACGACGUGUUCGGAGUUCUGUUCUGCACCGUUCCCGACCUGCUGUCUCACUGGCGCAAGGAGCAUCGCUUCUGUCUGUUCUACUUCACGGGGCAGACUACACAGAUACAGGGGACCAAGCUCACAAUAGAUAACCGGAGCGGCAGGGCAGACCCAGGAGGUGAGGAGGAGGAGCAGAAGAUUCCUUCUCUCGAGCGCUGCAUCCUCACGAAAUGGCCAGAUGCAGUAGUGAACUGGAACGGAACGUCACCGUUUGUAUAAGCCACAGAGUAUCACACUUAACUGUUGCACAAGGUUUUCCUCAGAAACUUAGAGCAGGGAAGAGCCAUAGGCCUGGGGUUUAAGCAAAGUAACCGAAAUUUGAAGGCUGACAAGGUGAUGCUGGGAUUGUAACAUGGUGGCGAAGCAUUUUAACAUUGCUUAGGGGGAGGCUGAAGUCGAAAAGAGAAAGCAUUUUGAAGUGUGGAAAAAUUGAUCGAAAAUUAAUGAUUUCUUGCAGCUAAUUUUUAUUGUAUAAACUAAAGAAAUCGUAAAAAUGGUGUCUAAAAUUGCAGUUUUAAAGAAUGAUAUUUCAGAAAUGUAUUGCUCA
Branchiostoma belcheri (Belcher's lancelet) is the source of this 1456-nucleotide messenger RNA. Its product is annotated as protein FAM188B2-like. Bases 1 to 1128 code for a protein of 375 amino acids. Gene Ontology annotation, molecular function: cysteine-type deubiquitinase activity; K48-linked deubiquitinase activity. The transcript is spliced from 13 exons. The record is from RefSeq and is a predicted model, not a curated record. Lineage: Eukaryota; Metazoa; Chordata; Leptocardii; Amphioxiformes; Branchiostomatidae. Gene Ontology annotation, biological process: protein K48-linked deubiquitination.